GACGGGAUAAGACGUGGCCGACCAAGAGCAGACACAGUUCGUGACCUAAUAAAUGAAGGAGAGCAUUCUUCUAGCAGAAUACGUUGCAAUAUCUGCAACAGGGUGUUUCCACGAGAGAAAUCACUACAGGCACACAAACGAACUCAUACCGGUGAAAGACCUUAUUUGUGUGACUACCCAGACUGCGGGAAAGCCUUUGUUCAGAGUGGACAACUCAAAACUCACCAGCGUCUUCACACAGGGGAAAAGCCUUUCAUCUGCUCAGAGAAUGGCUGUUUAAGCAGGUUCACACAUGCAAACCGUCAUUGCCCCAAACACCCAUAUGCCCGGCUGAAGAGGGAGGAACUCACAGUCAGACUGAGUAAAAAACAGACAUCUGACAAUAAAGCUGCAGCUGAGUGGCUAGCGAAAUACUGGGAGACUAGAGAACAGCGUGCUCCCACUUUGAAAAGUAAAACAAUCCAGAAAAUGGAUCAGGAACAGCAGGAUCCGAUGGGAUAUCUUCAAUCUGAUGAAGAGGAUGAUGAAGAGAAAAAUAGUGCUCAUUCAGCCGCUCGCCGCAGCCUCCAGGAACAGCGUGAACGCAUGCAUGGUGCAUUGGCUCUUAUUGAGCUUGCAAACCUAGCUGUGGCACCACUGUGA
Messenger RNA from Nipponia nippon (crested ibis), 642 nucleotides. Lineage: Eukaryota; Metazoa; Chordata; Aves; Pelecaniformes; Threskiornithidae. The record is from RefSeq and is a predicted model, not a curated record.